This is a messenger RNA of Fundulus heteroclitus (mummichog), 4146 nucleotides long. RefSeq names its product dedicator of cytokinesis protein 3-like. The record is from RefSeq and is a predicted model, not a curated record. Gene Ontology annotation, cellular component: plasma membrane; cytoplasm. Gene Ontology annotation, molecular function: small GTPase binding; guanyl-nucleotide exchange factor activity. Gene Ontology annotation, biological process: small GTPase-mediated signal transduction. Lineage: Eukaryota; Metazoa; Chordata; Actinopteri; Cyprinodontiformes; Fundulidae.
GAGUUCCUGCAUUAUCCUGCUCAGACUGAGUGGCACCGGAAGGAGGGCCUCUGCCGCAAAGUCAUCCACUAUUUCAACAAGGGAAAGUGUUGGGAAUUUGGCAUUCCUCUGUGCAGAGAACUGGCCUUCCAGUAUGAAUCUCUCUACGACUACCAGAGUCUCAGCUGGAUACGGAAAAUGGAGGCAGCAUAUUAUGACAAUAUCAUGGAGCAGCAGCGUCUGGAGCCGGAGUUCUUCAGGGUGGGAUUCUACGGCAGGAAGUUUCCUUUCUUCCUCAGAAACAAAGAGUUUGUCUGCCGGGGCCAUGACUAUGAAAGGUUAGAAGCCUUCCAACAAAGGAUGCUGGGAGAAUUCCCACAAGCCAUUGCAAUGCAGCACCCGAAUCAGCCAGAUGAGGCCAUUCUGCAGUGUGAUGCACAGUACCUCCAGAUUUACGCCGUGACACCUACACCGUUUCCAGAAAGCGUCACCGUCCUUCAGAUGGACAGAGUUCCAGACCGCAUCAAGAGCUUCUAUCGAGUGAACAACGUUCGGCGAUUUCGUUACGACCGGCCGUUCCACAAAGGACCCAAAGACAGAGAGAAUGAGUUUAAGAGUCUCUGGAUAGAAAGGACGACUCUGAUCCUCACCCAUCCUCUGCCUGGAAUUUCACGCUGGUUUGAGGUAGAAAAGAGGGAACUGGUGGAGGUGAGUCCAUUGGAAAACGCCAUCUCUGUGGUGGAAAAUAAGAACCAGGAGCUGCGGACUCUGAUCAGUCAGUACCAACACAAGCAGCUGCACGGGAACAUCAACCUGCUCAGCAUGACGCUGAAUGGAGUCAUCGACGCCGCCGUGAACGGGGGCAUCGCCAGAUACCAGGAGGCUUUCUUUGAUAAGGAGUACAUCACUAGUCACCCUGAAGACACAGAGAAGAUCACGCAGCUCAAAGAUCUCAUGCAGGAGCAGGUUCAUAUCUUAGGGGUGGGCUUGGCUGUGCACGAGAAGUUGGUGCACCCAGAAAUGCGUCCCCUGCACAAGAAGCUGAUCGAUCAGUUCCAGAUGAUGAGGAGCAGCCUCUGCCAUGGUCCACCUGGUUUUGAUAAGUCUGGCUCAGGAAUCAACAGAGGGAUCCUGGCCUCUCACAACCCGAUGAGUCCUGAGGGCUUCAAGCUCAUGCACCGACACAGUCCCAUUGCUGUUUUGACUCCAGUGCGCAUUUCCUCCCCUUCUCUUUCCUCUAACUCCAGUGAAGCAGGAAAUCUGCUGAUCCUGGCGGAUGGCAUGGUGGUGGAGCACCCAGAGGACUUCUAUCGUAUGCAGGCGAGCCCCUCCUCUUCAAGUCUUAGCUCCACCCACUCUGCGCCUCCUCAGAUGAUAAACUCCACCCCUUCCACAUUAAGAGUGGGCUCCCCUUCUCUGCCAGACAAGUACAGACACAAUAGAGAAAUGCUGAUGCUGCUGCCGCCCCACAGGGAGAGGCCGAGCAGUGCAAUGUACUCCAACAUCACAGAGAAUGGACAGCCACCAAACUUUCAGAGAGCCUUGUUUCAUCAGGUGAUCGGUCCCUGUAAGCCCUGCAGUGACCCCAACCUCUCUGUGGCUGAGAAAGUCCUCACCACUCCCAGCAGCUGGAGUUUGGACAGCGGCACCAGGGAGGCCCUGCCUUUCCUUUCUUCCCAUGUUGGCAGCGUUAUGGCUCCACCGGUUCCACCGCGGAACGUGCCUCAUGGGCAGCACCUGUCGAUGCACUUUGACGCUUUCCACCACCAGGUCAGCGACCUCCCUCCAGCUCUCCCUGCGCGCUCCUUAAGAAAGUCUCCCCUGCACCCUAUACCUGCCUCGCCCACCAGUCCGCAGUCCGUCCUGGAUGGCAGUAACUCCACACUCUCAGGCAGUGCCAGCUCUGGGGUUUCCUCCCUCAGUGAGAGCAACUUUGGCGGUGCAACCUCCUCCUCAGACCCCGCGGCCAGCCGCACAGACACCCUGGAGUCCGUCCCGAGCAGCCAGGCCUGGACCACCGACCAGGAAGACUUGGACUCUCCUUAUCAGCCCGUCAGGUACAGCAUGUCUGAGCCAGACGUCCUGGAGGGAGUUAAAUCCCCGCCUUGCCGCAGCAACUCUGCCCCAGGAGGAGUGAACCCGCCCCAGGUCAUCUAUCAGAUCCAGUCUCAGGCUCCAGGUUUGGGCUUCACCGGACCUCAGUCCCAACAGCCGGAUGGACUGCAACAGCAACAACACCCGUUUUACCACCACCACUUCCACCCACACUACAUUCCCCACAAUCCACCUCUCUAUCAUCUCCAUGAGCCCCCUCCUGCCGUACCCCCUAAACCCUACCUCAGAGAGGGCUGCAUCCCUGAGGAGGACCACCUGAUCACACAGUCUGGACCAUCGCGCCCUCCUGUACCUCGACCAAUGCCGCGCAAGAUCUCCCAGCCCUUAAUCGCAGCAACCAAGGACGAACAAGCUAAGGUGGCGUGGGAGCACGGCAUCAGUGAGGAGUGAGGUCAGCCAGUGGAUCGGAUUAAUGAAAUUGAAGCUCCUUGUUGAACAUAAACAUGAGAGCAGGAGCCAAACUGCAUCUGAAACAUUCAGAUUUCCCUCAGAGGUCCUUCAGGAACCACUGAUGGUUCAACUGAUCUGCUUUCUCUCAGACUCUCUCCUCUGCGAGCCGGUGAAAUGUUCUCAGCAUCCAAACAUUUUAUUUUCAUCUCACUGCAUCACUGUAUAGACUGAUUAUAGCUUUCAUUCUACAUCCUUCAGGAUAAAAAUAAGGUCACGUUUCCAAAUGCUGCCGCUUCCUAAAACCCCACAGAUCUCAUGCUAUUUAUUUUGAUUUCAUUUACAAGCAUAGUAUCCUACUGACAUGAAAUUUAACUUCAAAUUUGCACAGGAAUUAUAUUUUCUUUAUACACUGAGAAGGGUAUAUGAAUGGCACUUUAUUAAAGGAACAGAGCACCAUAAGAUUUAAGAGGAAUUUUUCUUCCUAUAUAUUAAUAAAAAGAGCAAACUGAUCAAGCAAACAGUUUUGCUGAGAACCAGAUGAAAACUCAAAAUAUGAUAUUUUUUUUUUUAGAAGCUUAGAAAAGCCAGCCCUAUAACAAAAUGAAUCAAUAAUCUUGCACAUUUAAUCACAAUGACAACCUUGAUGGAACUGAGAAGUAUUUUUUUCAGUGAUAUGUGUGUAAACAGUAUAUAACGUAAAAAAAUGUCUAAUUUAUAUUUAACGUUUAUACUUUUGGUUGAAAGUGAAGUUGGUGUAGAAAUAUGCAAGAUGUUGGCUUUCUGAGUUCAAAGUGGCUGCUUGAUAAACGUGCACUUGUUUGAAAGGUGGCAAAGAGCCUCACAAACACAAAGACUUUAAAUUUAAAGUUGUAAAACCCAUUUUACUGAAAGCUGUGAAGAUGCAGUGGAUUUGUUUUGUUUUAGCUGAUGAUGGUUCUGUGGUUGAACCUGUAAAUAAACAUAGUUUCAUGUGCAGGGACAUUUAUAAAUAAUAUUAGCUACAAUAAAUACACACUUUGUAAUUUUUAUGAAAGUAAUGACUGAAUCUUGUUUUAAAAUCAGGGUAAUGUUUGUAUGCAUGUUUGUUUUGUGGAAUCUGACACUCAAACAGAGACUGUGAGCGGUCCCCAGAGGACAAUACCUGAAAAGCACGGCAAAAAUACUGUCCACUGAUGUUCUUGUAGCUUAUAAAAUGCAACCAUUAAAUCUGAGGUUUGUUUCUGCUGAUAAAUGAAUGCAUUUGUUUAUAUUUUCUUUUUUGUUGACAUUUGUUAAAGUAACAGCAGUGACCUGAGUUGAAUCAAACAUGAUGAUACUAUUUUCACUUUCACUUAAUGCCACAAUCUGACUACUGUAAAUAGUUAAUUUUAACACAGUUGUUCUGAACAAUUGUCCUGUACUUUAAGUUUUGAGGUGUAAGUUAAAGACUUUAGUCUUGGAGACAGAUCACCAUGUUGACAGAUGUUAGGGGCUCUAGCAUCAGUUUUUAAAAUGUCCUGCUUCUGUUGCUGCUACAUAUGUACAUGUUUUCCUCCAUAUUGCGUUUACUGACUCUAACCCAAUGAAUUACAUUCAUCAUCAUGAUCAGUUUCACUGGGAUGUGUGUUAUCUUUUUUUUCCACUUGCAGACAAAAAUAUAUUAAAAGUUCUGGAUUCCAUGAA